Helobdella robusta is the source of this 9562-nucleotide messenger RNA. RefSeq lists its product as hypothetical. The transcript is spliced from 31 exons. NCBI's taxonomy places the organism in Eukaryota, Metazoa, Annelida, Clitellata, Rhynchobdellida, Glossiphoniidae. The coding region runs from base 1 to 8601 and encodes 2866 amino acids. The record is from RefSeq and is a predicted model, not a curated record. Gene Ontology annotation, molecular function: protein kinase activity; protein binding; ATP binding. Gene Ontology annotation, biological process: protein phosphorylation.
AUGUGCGAGUUCCUCUUGAGGCACGGAGCAGAGGUAAGGGUGGAAAAGACAAGUUGCAUGUCGUCAGUUCACAUUUCAUGUCUCACUGGCCACAGUCAAUGUCUGCAAUUACUUCUUGAGACCUUUCCACAGCAUGCCAACCAGCCAACAUUACAAGGCAGUUACCCAAUCCACCUUGUAUGCAGACAGAAAGUCUUACAAGUUGUUCAAGUCCUCAUUCAUUCACUCAAGUCAUAUUCUACGGAACCGUUGGAGAGCAUAGUGAACAUGAAGGAUUCAGAUGGACUCACUCCUCUCCAUCUGGCUGUCCAGAGUUUUUCUGUUGAAAUAAUUCGCUACUUAUUCACAUUGACAGAACCAACUUUUUCUGAUGAAACAUUGCAACAAACUGUUCAUGAAGAGAGGAAUCAAGAAUCCGAUGCCGCUAGCGAAAUAAAUUUCCAUAAGAGGGAAUCUGGAGGAGGAAGUUUCAGGAGGAUGGCGUCGGUUUCACCCAGCGUCGUACACGUUGAUGACGUUGACAAUGAUGGAAAAACUGCAUUGCAUAUGGCCGUUGAAAAGUGCAAGGGUUCAGAAAAAUCUGAUUGUCUGGAAAUUGUUAAAAUUCUCUUGCAAAACAGAGCCAAUCCUAACCUAGAGAUAACAGUUAAACCAUCUAGCCUGAACACGACGCAGAACUUUCAAGUGCCUGACAGGACAGCAUCAGUUGCAACAUCGCUGACAACAAAAUCAACCACCAACCCUCUGUUUGAGGCAACAAAGUUACAAGAUGUUGAGUUGAUAGACUUGCUGCUGAUGCACGGAGCUCGCGACGACAACAAGGAAGCGAUCAGAAUGGCCAUCAGUCUGAACAACGAUCACGUUGUGGGACUUUUUCUUUCUUACGUCUCAUUCUUCGAUCAAGAGAGCCGCCCUUUCAUGAAUAAAAAAUUAUUAUUGGAUGUCGAAGAUGAGGUUGAGGAUGUGGCCGAUAAGAAAGUUUUAAAAGGCAAGUGGGAAAAGUUUGCAUCGACUCUCUUGGGAUUGAAACUUGACUGGCACGGCGUUGGUUUGAAUGGGUUAUGUCAGGACUGGUUCAUAGAGGUAGGAAGAAAGUAUUUCAACAAAAAUGUCCCCAAAGAUUUUCAGAGAUGUAACUUGACGUGCUACACUCAACUGAUCACUCGUCUCGAUAUUUCCCACAACUCCAUCACAGAGCUGCCUUAUUUUAUAUUUCAACUAUCCAAUUUGAAGAAGCUGGAUGCUUCCAACAACAAAAUAAAAGAAAUAAAGUUUUGCAAGCAAAGAAGGAAAAGUAAUAGAGAGACUUCAUGUUCAUUGCUUGAUGAGUCGGAAGUGAAUGACGAUGGUGACUCAGUGAUUUCAUCGUCAAUUGAAAUGACAUACAGAGGCAGAGGCAUGGACGAACCAUCUAGCAGUCCCGCACGUAUUCUUCAAAAUUUCAAAAACUCCGUUCUGGAGGAAAUCAACUUACAGAGCAACAUGUUAGAAAAGCUGCCAGUCGAAUUGUUCAAGCUGCCAAAUUUGAAACGAUUGAAUGCUUCAUAUAAUUCGUUAUCCAGAGUUCCUAUUGAGGUUUGGACUUGCAGUACAUUGAUAGAACUGAGGUUGGCUCACAACUUCCUGACUGAUCUCUCCUGUCCUGCGGAUUCCACUAUGAUAACUCAAAGGUUCCUCUGUAGAAGCACCAGCAGUCCAUUUACAAAUGCAUUAUCACCGUUUAAUGAUAGUAAAUCUGAAACAACGCCGUUAGUCAAAGCAGGCAAUAAGUCUGAAGGAAAUUUUUUUCUGAAUCAAGAGGAUACUGCAGAAGAUGAACUAGUCUACAAAUAUGUAAACAGAUGGCAUGAUAAAAUAAAAUUUCAGCCAUCUUUUUAUGAAGAAGAUGAUGACAAUGAAAACAUCUACAAGAAAAAACCCAACAAAAUUCAUUCAAACUUGAAUGCUAGCAAUCGAAUGAACCAGUCUCGAUUGAAGUUUUUAGAUUUGUCGUUUAAUUUAUUUGAAGAGAUUCCUGAUGGACUGUCGUGUCUGGCCUACAGACUGGAGAAGUUGAUCCUGGCAAGUAACCAGCUUAGCAAACUGGGGCCCAUACAUUGCUACCCUGCGUCUCUUCAAGUUCUCGACCUCACACGCAAUCACAUCUCCUACGAGGAUCGAAUGCCACCAAUAUCCAUCCCAUCUCGCUCUCAGCUUGAAACACCAAAGGCAGGAAGUGCCACGAAAAUGUGCAAAAGUCCUUUCUGCGGUUUUAUGUCGACGAGUGUAUCGGGCACUCCUCCGUCUGGUCGACUGACCUCUCGGUCAUCAGCAUCCAAUCUUUCUCUCUCCAUGCCCAACAUGUUCGUUUGCGAUCAUGCUUCCCACUCCCAGCUGCUCAAAUUGAAGACUCUGUCACUCAGUAAUAACUGCUUGGUCUCUUUUGAUUUCCGCCACAAGGGUGAAGAUAAGACUCCCGCCAAACUCUCAUUGCAAGCUCCAAAACUCUAUUUCCCAAGCUUGCUAUCACUCGACAUGAGUCACAACAUCAUGACAUCGGUGCCUAAAGAUAUUUCCUAUCAGGAGGAACUAACUUCACUCAAUUUGGCAAACAAUAAAAUUAAAGAGCUGCCAUGUGAGAUUGGAUCGUUAAGAAAGUUGUGGUCACUGAACUUAUCAGGCAAUCCGGUUGAGGACACGUUGAAGUGCUUGUUGGGUGACAAGAUGAGGACAGUCAGUUCUGUGGUAUCAUAUCUGAGAGCUAUUCGAGACGAAGCUGUUCCAUACAGCCACAUGAAGCUGAUGCUGGUUGGCAAGCAGGGCAUUGGCAAGACAUCACUGCUCAACAUGCUGACCGGGGAGAGGGAGAGUAAAUCUCACUGGGGGACGCGCAUGGAUGGGACGAUGAAGACGCUCAGUUCCAAAGGCUCCUCUAUAUCCACCGUUGGCGUUGACAUUGCUGAGUUGGUACUCACUCGUCAGAAGGAAGAAAUACAUUUUAGCACCUGGGACUUUGGCGGUCAAAGAGAAUAUUAUGCUACCCACCAAUACUUCCUUUCAAAACGAUCCAUAUACCUGGUGGUGUGGAGGCUGACUGAUGGGUUGAGAGGAGUCAACAACAUCUUCAAGUGGCUCAUCAACAUACAAGCACGUGCUCCAAACUCUGCAGUGAUCAUUGUUGGUACCCAUCUGGAUGUUGCCAGGAAGAGCUUGUCAUCUGAUGCCCUGGAGGGUCUGAAGAGCCAAAUAGAAAGAAAGUACAUCAACGUCGAAGCUCCUGAAAGAUGGGGAUUUCCUAAAGUUGUAGGUCACCUGGAAGUCACGUGCAAGAUGAACCAUCGUCCCAGUAUCCUGGCAUUACAGGAAAUGAUAUGGAAAGCUGUUGAUUUGUCACUUGACAAGCAAGGAGUGAAAUUGUUGGAUCAGAAGGUGCCUGUCAGUUACGUGAGGCUGCAAAAUGUUGUCAAAAUAAUUGCUCAGAAGAGGAGAGCUAUCAACAAAGAUCCUGUCCUCCAUGCUGAUCAAUAUAAGCAUGAAGUUAUUGAACUGAUGGAAUCCACUUAUGGCAGUUCCUUUCAGAAUGCGUCGGAACUGAACCAGGCAACUCAGUUCCUCCACGAAAAUGGCAUGCUGCUGCAUUACGACGACACCAACCUCCGUGGCAUUUACUUCUUGGACGCCCAGUGGCUGUGCGACAUGCUGGCCUGCAUUGUCACCGUCAGGGAAAUAAACAGGCUAUCUUGUAAUGGUGUCAUGAAGAUUGACGACCUACCGAUGUUGUUCAAGGGCAUAUCGUUCAAGUCUGAAGACAUAAAGAAGUAUAUGAUCAAUCUGUUGCACAAGUUUGAGGUGGCUCUCCAGUGGGACAUGCACCACCUUCUUCUGCCCUCCUUGCUGCCUCCUGAUAAGCCUGGCUCUAGGAAACUAUUUGCUGAGAUCCCAUUGACUAGCAGAGUUGACAAGUCCCUCCAACAUCAGCAUCUCGUGGAAACAUCAACUGAAAGCUCCGAGGACAUGGCUUUGCCCUCAUCAUCUUCAACAUCCUCAUCAUCAUCAACAGCAAUGGUAUCAACAACAUAUUCAACAGUAUUAACAGCACCCACCACAACAUCCGCUAUGACGAGUCCUAGAAAAUUUUCACUUUUUUCGUCGCCAGUUGCAGCGCAACAAUCAGCGUCAUCGACUUCAACUACAUCUACCACAUUGUCGUUAUCAUCAAAAAUAUCGCAGUCAUUAUCAUCACUUUUCAAUUCUAAAUUACUGAAACAAAAAGACCAGUCGUCGUCAUCAUCACCAUCGUCAUCUUUCGAACUAUCUUCUUCCAAUGUUGUUGCAACUAAAACUUCAAAGAUGCCGUCCUCAAUGUCAUCAGCAUUCAUGCAAGCAGGAGCAACGACAUCAACAACGACUGCAGCAUCAACAGUUACGUCACCUACCGCACAAAUAUCGUCGACUACGACAUUCUCGAAAAUAUCAACAUUUAUUUCAUCGAUCACAUCAACACCGCCUUCAAAAAUUUCAUCAACUGAAGUGGCGGCGACAUCAAAUUCACCUGCAAACGCUGCAGCAACGAAGUCACAGGAGCUUCUAGCCGAUGUAUCAACAACCUCGCCUGCAUCUUAUUUGCUAUAUUCAAAGAUAUUAAGAAAUGUCAACCCAGCUCUUUCGUUCUUUCGACUCUAUACUAUGUCGUACAUUCCUUCAGGUUAUUAUACAAAUGUUCACUAUGAUGUUUUGCUGCAAGGGUUCUGGCCUCGUUUGAUCACACGCCUCCUGGGAGAUGCAACUUAUUCCAAUCUGCUCAGAUCGCUCUACGAUGUUCGCAAGAUUCAAGCAAUUGUGACAUCAUCACUUACGUCAUCAAUGCCCAUCUCUUCUUUCUCAUCCUCCUCCAGCCACACUUUGUCGAGCCUAAAUGAUUUGGACAAUUUGUUGAAGCCGAAUUGGCGAUGUUGGCAGACGGGCCUCGAACUUUGUUACCUCGGCUUUCCAGUGAUGCGCGUCAAGGAGCUCUCCGCAUCAACCACAACUGGCGUUUUCGACUACACGAAAUUUCAAUGCGUUGUUCACGAGGAAUCAGAUUAUACGUGGAAUUCUGUUUUCAUAUUGGACGAAUCCAUUUUGGAGAUUGUCAUCUUUAAUGAAACAUUUGAUUUUGUAACCUUUAACAAUGAAGAUAGCGAUAAAGAAUUAGAAGAUAGAAUGAAUGUGAGAAAAAGGAGGAGAUGGAGGAAUGACACCAGAUGCUCUGUUGAAAAUGAAACAAACAGCUGCAGUAGUAGUACUGUUGGAAGUUAUCCGGGAGAAAAUUCAAUACAAAUAUCAAUGAAUGGUGGUUCACCUCAAUCAAAAAAUAUCCACAUCAACAGCAUCAACGACAGUAUCAACAGUAGCUUCAACAACGACAGCAGCGCCACCAUUAAUAAUGAAUGUGGCAUCUGUAAGUUCAGCAACGGCAUUAAGCUUUCAGAGUCAAAUGAUAUCCGUGGAAAAAAAAUAUCAAAAGUGACCUUCUACCCGUCACAAGAAAUAGCUGUGAGAUUGUUGUCAACAGUUGUUGAGCAAAUUGAUGUUCUUCUCGAAGACUGGUACCCCAACAUUGGAACGAGGUUCACGAAGGAUUUCAGAGGCAUGCUUCUUAUUAACAGGUUGGUUCCAUGCAAUCACUGCUUGAUCCAACAAAAAUUACAAGUGUCAAAUGAUCAGCUGUUGGAUGAUGGUCUCAGUGCCAAUUCGAGAGAAUUUGAAAGCUCUGAGAAUGAUGAGGACGAAGAUGAGUGUCUGUUGAUGAUGAGAACUGAUGAGAAGAAUGCAGCAGCAAGUGGAAAGUUACUGGUGCAGAGAAGGAAGAGCACAGGAACGAUGAAGAGUAGUGGAAGGAAUGACGCAUCACCUGCCUCUAUAAAUAAAACCUGCCACAAGAAAUCUGCACACCUCGAACCCAGUCCUCCAGUCCAGUUCAAAGAUAGAGCAGUUAGGAAGCAGAACAAACGUUUGAGUUUCUCGAGUGACGUCGAUGCCCCUCUGCAAGUUGUGUACUGCUUCACGUUUGAACAGUGCAUACAAGUUGCACAGCAGAACAAAAUCGUCAGCUGUCCGAGACACGGCAAUCUCGGUCCUUUCUACCUGGCUGGACAGGAUGGCCUGCUGCACUUCGGCCAUGUUGCUCCUGAUACGGUUUUUUAUGAUUUGAAAGCUGAUCUGCUCAUCAACACGGACAACUUGCACAGGCAGUCCUUUCUUGGGAAAGGUGCUUUUGGUUCAGUUUUCUCUGGAUACGUUGAUGACAAGAUGACAAACGAGAGAUGCCCUGUUGCCAUAAAGUUGCUGCAGCCUGUCAUCCCAAAUGAAGAUCUGGAAGAUGAAGUCCUCAGACUCAUCAAGAAAGACGUGUCAAUGUGGACCAGGGAACCAGCGUUGAAGUGCUGCGAGGCAUACAACAUCGCAAGGAAGGAGUUGAGUAUCCUCUUGUACUUGCAGCACGAAUCUGUCGUCUCGCUCGUCGGCGUUUGCGUCUCUCCAAUCUCACUCAUUCUCUCGCUCGCUCCCAUGGGCUCUCUUAAUUGCCAUCUCAAAAAUUUUUCCAAGGUUGCAUCAGCUUUGGAUUAUCUUCACUUCAACCAGAUCAUCUACCGAGAUUUGAAAUCGGACAACAUUCUGGUCUGGUCCUUUCCCAGCUGCACCAUCAACGAUAGAAACAACAACAACGCCAUGUUCAGCGACAACUACUACACAAUCACACAAACUCCUGUUGACGUCAAGUUGGCUGAUUAUGGAGUGAGCAGAGUUGUUCUGCCGACAGGAACCAAGGGACUUGCAGGUACAUUGCCGUUCAUGGCUCCGGAGAUCAUACUGCACAAUGGAGAAGAAGCAUAUACUGAGAAGGUGAAGGUUGAUUGCUAUUCUUUCGCAUUGUUGAUGUACGAACUGAUAACGCUCAAGUACCCGUACGAGAACGAUGCAUUCCUGGGCGCCUGCAGACUCAACCUCAAGAGUCACAUUCUCGCAGGAGGCAGACCUCUCCUUGCCACGUGGGACACCAAGUACCCUUCCAACCUUCUCGACCUGAUGACCACCUGCUGGGCUAGCGAUCCACACGAUCGGCUGACCGCUCAUCAAAUUGAAUUCAUAGCCAGACAGCCAGAGUUCUGUACACUGCUGAAUGCUGUGACAUUCAAUGAGGAAGUUCUGAUUGAGGCUGCCUGUCCAGUCGUGACGACAUCUCUUGUUGGCGGCUGUGACGAAGAAGAAUGUUGCGAGGUGAUGAUGUAUGGAAGGACCAAUGCAUCAUCAUCAUCGCUGUCUUCACCAUCAUCAGCCUCAUCGGCAUCAGCACAAAAAGCGCCAACCACCAAACGUGACACCCUCUAUGUUUACAGCCGCUUCAAAAAUGGUGGAGUCCACAUCAAGAAGUUGUUCGUUCAGCCAAGUCGGGUCACCUGUAUGUGUUGUGUGGGCGGUUAUGUUUGGUGUGGAACAGAGGUCUCGAAUGUCAUCAUUUACAGGAUAUCUGACUACUCGGAGUUAGGGAAGGUGCGAGUUUGUGAGGCGCCAACAGGGGUAGGCCACAUUAUCAACCUGGGCUCCAUGCUUUGUCUUCUUCUCAAUGAUGGAACUUUCGUUUUCUGCUCCACCAGCUUCGAUUGUUUGAACAAACUUAAUGAAAGUGAUGAUUCCGACAAUUUAGGGCACUCUUUUGAAAUCAACAACUCCGCUGAUUUGAGCUCGAUAAUAUUGUGCAGACACACAAGUAACAGCAAACUAACUCAUUGUGUUGCAGCUUUCAGAAACAGAAGUAGUAACAACGACGUCGAACUGUGGUGUGGUCAGACACAGGCAAGUGUCUUGGUGUGGAAGUGCAGCGUGGACAUGCAGUGGGUCGAGAACAACGAUUACGUUCUAGAAUACGUUGGAACCUUUAAUCAUUUCACUGCAUAUGAAAAGCCUCAAGUCUUAUGCGAUACAGUUCAAAUUGUUCAAGAUGUUAAUGAAGAUGAAGAUCUUGUUGAUAGUGAUAUCCUCAGCUCAACUUCCCAUCUUUUCUCAUACGUUUACCCAGGUACAACGGUGUUCAAAUGGUCACUACAAAGCAAACAAGUGAUCAGCCAAGUUGACGUUGCUCAUAACUGCUUCCCAUCCAUCCAUCCGGUGAAGAAUGGAUGUUUCAGCAUUACCAGCAUGAUGGUGAUGGGUGGCAGGUUGUACGUGGGCACGUCCACAGGUUCCCUGAUGUGCUUCAGUGGAGUGGACAUGAAGGCAGUGUUUGCAUGCACCCCUUACGCAACGAGUCCGCGUGGAUUGUUCAUUGUACCCCUUCGACAUUCCGCUGAUCCUAUCCAUCAAUCGGCAACUCUAUAUGUGGACGAAUGUCCAGUUGAUUUGUGCCACCCGGGACGGGUCGAUGACCAACUGAGCACAGAUACCGACGAUGGUGAUGAUGGAUUCGUGAAGAGAAGCAGCGCCAACCUUUUCGUGACCAUUGGCGUUGGUUACAAGGCACAGAUCGACGUAGUUGCCAAUUUGUCAUCAGCCAACAACACCGACUAUUGUUCUAUUUUGACGUGGAAUGACGAAAUUCUGAACGAACCAAUGAUGCCCGGUUUAUACCAAAAACAUUUUUAAUUAAGAGAAGAAGACAAAUGAACUGAGGAGCGAGGCAUUUGUAUUGACGACUAAGUACAUCAAUGAUUGUGUCGUUUGCCAACCCCACGAUCGACUAACGUUAAAUAGGUUCUUAUUUCUUGCACGUAUCAUGUCAAGUUCAUCGUUUCUAUUUAUUCAUUUUUGUUUUUACCGUAUUUCGAACCGAUUUUUGUUUGUCUGUAUUGUAUUGUUCAUUCAAUUAAUUCUUAGAAUUACUAAAUUUAUCCUGCAUAUGCGAAUAUUAUUAAAGUUCAAAUUUUGUUUCUAAAGCAUCAACAGUAUCGCGUUAUUUCUCGGCGUAAUUAACUGAUUUAAAAGUUUUAUUAUCAAUGUUUGUAAUAAAUAGCGUAUUAUUUAUGAAACAUCUCAGUAAAAUAAAUUUUUCAAAUUAUAAGCAAAUGAUUCAAUAUUUCUUGUUUUGUUCAUUUAUCACCAUGAGAUUAAACUUUGCAGAAAAACUUUGAUAGACAUUUCUUUCAUUUGAAUUUCUCUUCUUCUAAUUACUUUUCAGUUUUGCUACUUUAACGAUACCCAACAAAUGUUUUUUAACUUAUUAACCUCUGUACGAUUAACAAGCACUUCAUCCUACCUUGUCUAACUAGUCAUCUUAAAGUUAGCUAUGCAGUACUUUUUCUCGUCCUGCAAAUAUUCUAAACUAACGCGUAACUGUUUCCGUAUAAUAUAUAAAUGAUUAUUUAUUCGUAAUUUCAAUUUAAUCUUAUUAAAACUUGUGCAUUUAAUUUGAACAUGUUACGUACUUUGUAUUGUAUUUCAUAUGUACCAUUGAAUUAUAUAAUUCCAUGGUAUGUACUUAUUUGUUAAUGAGUCCGAUUGUUCUAUUGUUGUCAUAUGUCAUGUGAGCUGCUACUUAAAAUUUUCCUAUGGACCGUUUCUGUGAUUUUGAUGCAAUUUAUUGAAAUAAAACACGUUUAAAUUUAUA